Messenger RNA from Peronospora belbahrii, 423 nucleotides. The record is from the annotation of a GenBank genome assembly. NCBI's taxonomy places the organism in Eukaryota, Oomycota, Peronosporomycetes, Peronosporales, Peronosporaceae.
AUGCAUGAGAGGCUAUCACGCGCAAGAACGGAGACGUUGUUUACUACACGUGCUUUGCGCCGUUACGAAGAUGAAAGGAACAAAGAAUGUGUCGUUGGUGCGAAGAGUUAUUUUGUGACGACGCUCACUGGGCUUGGUCGGAUUUAUCUUUCGAGUUUGCCCUUGAGCGUAUGGUUGGGGAAUGGCGUCCCGAAACCCUUGCAGUGUGCUAUAGGCGGCAUGAUAUUUCCAUUCAUAACGAGCGAUGGUGGUAGCGACCAAGAUAAUAACUUUGGUGCGCCAGAUGAAGCAUCUUGGGUAGCAACUGACGGCAAUAGUGGGGAAGAUGUCGGUGCUGUAAGCGUUUCAAAUGACUGGUGUACUACAAAUGACGACAUUAUGGGAUUGCCGGAGGCGAGUAAGGCAACGAAAGCAACUCGAUGA